Beta vulgaris subsp. vulgaris (sugar beet) is the source of this 705-nucleotide messenger RNA. RefSeq lists its product as uncharacterized. Gene Ontology annotation, molecular function: RNA-DNA hybrid ribonuclease activity; nucleic acid binding. Lineage: Eukaryota; Viridiplantae; Streptophyta; Magnoliopsida; Caryophyllales; Amaranthaceae. The transcript has a single exon. The coding region runs from base 1 to 705 and encodes 234 amino acids. The record is from RefSeq and is a predicted model, not a curated record.
AUGUGUGAAAGUUUGGUGAACUGGCGAAGGUGUGAUAUUAAGCUACGAGUCAAAGCUGCCUAUCUCGCAUGGGGUAUAUGGAGUGAUAGGAACUCUAUCGUUUUUAACGACACAACUACUCCUCCUUCUAUCCUAAUGGCUCGAGUUGAUAGAUGGGUGGAUGAAGCAGGGGCCUAUCACCGGGCGGGUAUUCCCUCCAACCUUGGUAGCUCACGUAUAUGGCUCCCCCCUCCUGAUGGUGUUGUGAAACUGAAUGCGGAUGCUUCUAUGGCGGUUGACGGAUGGAUUGGCCUUGGAACCGUAGCCCGCGACUCCCGUGGAAAGGUCCUCUUUGCUGCGACUCGACGGGUGAGAGCUCAUCGGCCGGUGGAAGUGGCUGAGGCGAAGGCUUUAGAGAUGACGGUGCGUCUGGGUGCUCGCUAUGGGAUCCAACAACUCAUUGUGGAAUCGGACUGUCAAUCUGUGAUAAAACGUCACUCCAAGCAUGCUAUUUAUCUCUCUGACUUAGACCUUGUACUACAUAAUAUUUUAUUUGUUUGCUCUAGUUUUUCUUCAAUUGUUUGGUCACAUGUUAAUCGUUACGGCAAUUCUGUGGCUCAUAAUCUAGCCAAACUAAUCCCUUUUGAGGUUGAACAGAUAUGGGAGAACCACGCUCCACUGGAGGUGGCUCCUUAUGUUUUGAUGGAUUCCUUAUUUAUGGAGUAA